AUAAAAAGUUGGCUGAAAAUGCGGUGGGACUUGGCCCUACUGUUGCUGCUCCUCGGCUACGGCAGCGUCGGCGGAUCUUGGCCGAUAAUCGGCAACCCCCUGAACACCGUCUGGUCCACUUUCUAUCCGUCCAAGGUGGAAGCGCCUCCAGAAAUCGAUGCGAGCAGCGACGAGGACUGCUCCGAAUGCACGCGCAAUCGUCUCGUCGCGACUUCGAGCAUCGAUCGCGAUCCGAUAAUGACAGAAUUACGGGUCGAGUAUGUCAAGCAGCAGAUAUUGAAGAAACUCAGACUCGAGAAGCCUCCCGAGGUCUCGAUCUCGUUGUCGACCCUACCAAAGCCAUUGAUAAACGGCCACGUGCUCGAACUGCGACCCGGCGCUCCUCUCGAACCGGAAAAACAGGCGGAAAGCUUCUACGGAAAAACCGAUCAGAUCGUCGUUUUCCCUAACGAAGGGGUUGCUGACUUGAAACAUUGUCGCCAAAGCUCGAACCAUCUCACGGGUUUCAAUCCAGCAGCUUGCUUCACCUUCAAUCUACCAAAAGAGAUACUCUUCGUCGACGUAACUUCAGCUGAACUAUGGUUCUACAAGGAAUCCGACGAGAACGACGUUUUCAAUCAGACUUUCGUGCUCUCCGAGCUCGAUCACUGGGACAAGGGCGAAAGCUUUGAGAAAAACGCGAUUAUGGGCAUUUUCGAAACUUCCAUCGGAGAGGGUUGGGUCAAGUCGGACGUGCGUUUUACGUUGAGGAAAUGGGUGGAGCGACGCGGUUUGAAUCACGCCAUUCAAAUCGCAUGCAGCACGUGCUCGAUCGAUCGCGACACAGCUCCGGUCUCGAUCGAAAUAACGUUAAAGCCUUUCCUCGUUAUUCACACGUCACCGUUGCCUCAAAAGAAUCGUCCGAAGAGAAAUUCCAACUGUUUACCGGAAAUGAAGGAAUGUUGUCGCGACGAUUUGUACAUAAGCUUCGAGGACAUCGGCUGGAGCGAUUGGAUACUUCAUCCGAGCGGUUAUCACGCUCACUUCUGUCGGGGCUCGUGCUCUUCGGCUGCUUCUUUGACGAUGAGUGCCUCGCCGUACAACAACGUAAUCAGGAGGUUGUUGACGAAAAAGGGCAGCGUACAUCAGCAGAAGAACGAGAUAGUGCCGUGCUGUUCACCGACGCAGUUGUCGCCGAUCCAGUUGCUCUACGUCGACUCGAACAAUACGAUAACGCAAAAAACGUUGCCAAACAUGGUGGUCGAGGCUUGUGGCUGCAUGUGAGGCUUC
Molecule: messenger RNA, 1269 nt
Organism: Venturia canescens
Lineage: Eukaryota; Metazoa; Arthropoda; Insecta; Hymenoptera; Ichneumonidae
Gene: daw
Product: dawdle
Exons: 4
Coding region: 19-1263 (414 amino acids)
Cellular component (GO): extracellular region
Molecular function (GO): growth factor activity; cytokine activity
Source: RefSeq, a predicted model, not a curated record